Mangifera indica (mango) is the source of this 1135-nucleotide messenger RNA. RefSeq names its product double-stranded RNA-binding protein 4-like. Lineage: Eukaryota; Viridiplantae; Streptophyta; Magnoliopsida; Sapindales; Anacardiaceae. Gene Ontology annotation, molecular function: oxidoreductase activity; double-stranded RNA binding; ribonuclease III activity. Gene Ontology annotation, biological process: regulation of gene expression; rRNA processing. The record is from RefSeq and is a predicted model, not a curated record. The transcript is spliced from 2 exons. Gene Ontology annotation, cellular component: nucleus. The coding region runs from base 469 to 1038 and encodes 189 amino acids.
UUCCAUUUUUUCACUUUCAAUUUUUUAAUUUUUGGCUUAAAUUGAUUGAACCCUAACUUUGGAAUUAGGGUUUUUGAAUUGGGGGUUUCAUUGGGCAACCAUAAAUUUGAAGAGAGUUAGUUUAUUCAUAGUCGUUGAGUAUUUUUAUAUAAAAUUCGCUAUGUUUUGCAUAUUUAGGAAGCUCCUUUUGUGUUUUUUGGCGUUGCAAUUAGAGAUUUUAUAUAUGUUUAUGUUAAGCUUUUCUGGAAAUUAAUAUUGUAGAAGAGCUUACGAACCGUAUAUUUUGAUGAUAUUAUUGUAUUUUGAUCAUAUUUGUGGAAAUUAUUUUUCAGCUGAACAGAUUUUAUCUCAUUCAUACACCACUUGAACGAAUUGGUUCUGAAUAAAGUAUUGCUUUAUGCAAUAUAAAUGCAGCCCACUGAGAAUAUUAUUAUUAUUGGUGAUUGGUGUUAACUUAUUUAGUGUUGUAUGGCAGGUGUUUCAAAUUGUUAUGUAUUCAAGAGUCGAUUACAGGAAUACGCUCAGAAAAUGGGACUUCAAACGCCUGUUUAUGAGACUACUAAGGAAGGCCCAUCUCAUGAGCCUUCAUUCAGAUCUGCUGUGGUAGUGAAUGAUGUCAGAUAUAAAUCUUUGCCUGGUUUUUUUAAUCGUAAGGCAGCGGAGCAGUCAGCUGCUGAAGUUGCACUUAUAGAAUUAGCAAAACUUGGUCAAGUGAAUCCUUCCAUCUCCCAACCUGUUGUUCCUAAGUUUCCAUCCAAGCUGUUCUUCUUCUGUGAAGUGGAGCCUGGAAGUGGAGGUGAAACUCCGAUAGUCCUGAGCCACAUUGUCUAUGAAAGGAUGAAACACAGGCACCCUGAAUUUGUCGAAAAAUUAGAGCAACAUGGAUUGAUUUAUACAAGGGUGCUAGGGGAGGAGGAUGAUCCUUCAUCACCUAUCGGCCGUGGUUGGAAAUCCACGUUCUUGACUGAUGACAAGAACCUGGCUGUUAUUGUAACCUUGUGUAGCCAUAUUCAGCCAAGUCGAAACUGGAAAAGUUAGAACAUGUAAAUGUUGACAUAAAAUUCGUGCUUAAUGCCAUCCAAAUGUUGUUGAAUUUGAUCCAUAAUUCGUAAAUAUAAAGCUGCUGGUUCAUCAU